ACCAAAUUCCCGACGAGAGUGACAACAGACGUAGACCGGCAGACGACAGUCAGGAAUUACCCAAGCACAGCGUCUCAGUCAGAAAACUGGCAUUACUCAACUCCUCCUGCUUGGGAAGCAUCAACCAUAUUCCCGACGAAAGUGACAACAGACGUAGACCGACAGACGACAGUCGGGAAUUACCCAAACAGAGCGUCUCAGUCAGAAGACUGGCAUCAAUCAACUCCACCUGCUUGGGAAGCGUCAACCAAAUUCCCGACGAGAGUGGCAACAGACGUAGACCGGCAGACGACAGUCGGGAAUUACCCAAGCACAGCGUCUCAGUCAGAAGACUGGCAUCAAUCAACUCCUCCACCUGCAUGGGAGGCAUCAACCAAAUUCCCGACGAGAGUGACAACAGACGUAGACCGGCAGACGACAGUCGGGAAUUACCCAAGCACCGCGUCUCAGUCAGAAAACUGGCAUUACUCAACUCCUCCUGCUUGGGAAGCAUCGACCGAAUUCCCGACGAGAGUGACAACAGACGUAGACCGGCAGACGACAGUCGGGAAUUACCCAAACAGAGCGUCUCAGUCAGAAGACUGGCAUCAAUCAACUCCACCUGCUUGGGAAGCGUCAACCAAAUUCCCGACGAGAGUGGCAACAGACGUAGACCGGCAGACGACAGUCGGGAAUUACCCAAACACAGCGUCUCAGACAGAAGACUGGCAUCAAUCAACUCCAUCUGCAUGGGAGCCAUCAACCAAAUUCUCGCCGGGAGUGACUACAGACGUAGACCGAGUGACAGCAGACGUAGACCGGCAGGCGACAGUCGGGAAUUACCCAAGCACAGCGUCUCAGUCGGAAAACUGGGAUUACUCAACUCCUCCUGCUUGGGAAGCAUCAACCAAAUUCCCGACGAGAGUGACAGCAGACGUAGACCGGCAGACGACAGUCGGGAAUUACCCAAACACAGCGUCUCAGACAGAAGACUGGCAUCAAUCAACUCCACCUGCGUGGGAAGCAUCAACCAAAUUCCCGACGAGAGUGACUACAGACGUAGACCGGCAGGCGACAGUCGGGAAUUACCCAAACACAGCGUCUCAGUCAGAAGACUGGCAUCAAUCAACUCCACCUGCAUGGGAGGCGUCAACCAAAUUCCCGACGAGAGUGACAACAGACGUAGACCGGCAGACGACAGUCGGGAAUUACCCAAGCACAGCGUCUCAGUCGGAAAACUGGGAUUACUCAACUCCUCCUGCUUGGGAAGCAUCAACCAAAUUCCCGACGAGAGUGACAGCAGACGUAGACCGGCAGACGACAGUCGGGAAUUACCCAAACACAGCGUCUCAGACAGAAGACUGGCAUCAAUCAACUCCACCUGCGUGGGAAGCAUCAACCAAAUUCCCGACGAGAGUGACUACAGACGUAGACCGGCAGGCGACAGUCGGGAAUUACCCAAACACAGCGUCUCAGUCAGAAGACUGGCAUCAAUCAACUCCACCUGCAUGGGAGGCAUCAACCAAAUUCCCGACGAGAGUGACAACAGACGUAGACCGGCAGACGACAGUCGGGAAUUACCCAAACACAGCGUCUCAGACAGAAGACUGGCAUCAAUCAACUCCACCUGCGUGGGAAGCAUCAACCAAAUUCCCGACGAGAGUGACUACAGACGUAGAC
Ixodes scapularis (black-legged tick) is the source of this 1659-nucleotide messenger RNA. Its product is annotated as mucin-12-like. NCBI's taxonomy places the organism in Eukaryota, Metazoa, Arthropoda, Arachnida, Ixodida, Ixodidae. The annotation marks the transcript as partial. The record is from RefSeq and is a predicted model, not a curated record. The transcript has 3 exons.